AUGGCUCAUAUUUCUUCCGCCAUUGUUCUUACCUUCUUGACAAUUGGUACCAUUAGCGGUCCAGUUUCUCAGGGCACGGGUUUCGCGGCAGCGAUCGAGCAAACGUACGACUAUGUAAUUGUUGGGGGAGGUCUUACAGGUCUAGUAGUUGCGAACCGGCUGUCCGAGGAUAAGACAAAGUCGGUCAUUGUGGUCGAGAAUGGUUAUAUCGAUGAUUCGCCAGCCACAAGCAUCCCCUAUAUGGCGGGCUUCGUCAACACAGAAGCCAUGUAUCCAAUUACAAGCGCUGCUGAACCACAUCUUAACAAUCUUACAUUUCCGGUCCGAGUCGGUAAUGUGGUAGGUGGUGGAUCUGUCGUGAACGGAAUGAUGUUCGAUCGAGGUUCAAAUGCAGAUUACGACGCAUGGAAAGACCUUGGGAAUGAGGAUUGGGGAUGGGAGGGGUUGGAACCGUACUUCAAGAAAAGCACCCACUUCACCCCACCCUCAGAAUCUUCGUGCAGAGAAUUCGGAAUUACCUACAAUGUGAGCGCAUAUGGAAGCGGCCCCCUGCAGGUCUCGAUACCAAGCUUUCAAUACCCCGACUAUGCGCCAAUUUUCAAGUCAUGGCGCGCUGAAAACAUCUCCAUGCCAACCGAAGCAUUUUUGAACCCACUUGGGGCUUUCUGGGCCCCUAAUACCGUUGAUAACACAACCGCUACCCGCUCUCAUGCGCGCAAGGCGUACUACGAUCCUGUUCAGUCCAGGACGAACCUCAAGCUCCUUUCCGGUACUCAUAUUGAUGAAAUACUUUUCGACGACAAGAAUACAGAGAAGAUUAUCGCAAGCGGUGUAAAGAUUACAUCUCGCAUCGAUGGUUCAACCACAAAAUUAUAUGCCUCUAAGGAGGUCAUUCUUGCAGCGGGCGGCAUUUUUACUCCUCACUUACUAAUGGUAUCUGGAAUUGGCCCUAGAGACAUAUUAGCAGCUGCCAACGUUACGGUUAAGAAGGAUAUGCCCGCAGUUGGAUCCAACUUCCAAGAUCACGUUCCCGCCUACAUGUCCUUCAACUUAUCAAACCGCGCCUUUCCCAAUCCAGACUCUGUUGCCAGCAACGCUUCGUUCAACGCGUCAGCUGCAGUGCAGUAUGAGGAGAGUCGCUCCGGCCCAUGGUCUGUCGGUCGCGGCAAUGCCCUCGCCUUUCUCACAUUCAAGCAAUUCUCCUCUAACUACCAGCUCAUCACUUCUCAGAUCCCCCGACAAAAAGCUAUACAGUUUCUUCCAGAGCAGUACUCAAAAUCUAGGGCAUUGCUAGCAGGCUUUGAGAAACAGCGCGAGAUUCUUAUGAAAGAGUAUCUUGGUGAUGAUGCCGCGGUCGGCGAAUUCGGCAUCCAGCCUUCAGGACGUGCCACUGCUUCGAUACAGAAGCCCCUAUCUCGCGGGACACUCAAAUUGAACACCACACAUCCCCAAGCAUUUCCUAUCGUUCAAUGGAACGCGCUUCAGAACCCGAUUGACAAAGCAGUGCUGGGCGAAGCCGUUCGUUGGAACCGGAAACACUGGGCUCGCAAAGAGCUUUCGCAAUACAGCCCGGUAGAAACUGCUCCGGGUGUCCAGUACCAGUCUGAUGAUGAAAUCGUGGAGGGGUGUCUCAAGACAAAUGCGUUACAGCCAAGCUUUUCACAUCCCAGUGGAAGCUGCCCAAUGAUGCCUGAAGAACUCGGGGGUUGUGUCAGUGGGAGUCUCCUUGUAUAUGGUAUUCAAAAGCUGUCUAUCGUGGAUGCUAGCAUCAUACCAAUGAUCCCAGCUGCUCACCUUCAGGCUACUAUGUAUGCCGUUGCUGAAAAAGCGGCUGAUAUUAUCAAAGGGAGAAGUAAAGAGCCUUAG
Molecule: messenger RNA, 1866 nt
Organism: Lindgomyces ingoldianus
Lineage: Eukaryota; Fungi; Ascomycota; Dothideomycetes; Pleosporales; Lindgomycetaceae
Product: alcohol oxidase
Exons: 2
Coding region: 1-1866 (621 amino acids)
Biological process (GO): secondary metabolite biosynthetic process
Molecular function (GO): flavin adenine dinucleotide binding; oxidoreductase activity, acting on CH-OH group of donors
Source: RefSeq, a predicted model, not a curated record